Messenger RNA from Mycena citricolor, 1300 nucleotides. NCBI's taxonomy places the organism in Eukaryota, Fungi, Basidiomycota, Agaricomycetes, Agaricales, Mycenaceae. The record is from the annotation of a GenBank genome assembly.
AGCACAACAUCACUCUCGUCUAACCGUGACGACUAUGGCCACAGUCCUCCCUAUAUUCUUUAUAUUUGCCAUCGUCGUGGCGCUCAUGACCUCCGCUGCUCUCUUCACGCCGAAGGGUCCCCAACAAGUGGUAGUCCGAACUGCGAUCAUGUUAACAUUGGCCUGUUGCUUCCUCUUGUGGAUGGUGACAUACUUGGCCCAACUCCAUCCUCUCAUUCAACCUCAACGCUCCCUGAAAGUGGAAGGGUAAGCCGGCUGGUGCAAGAGCUGUCGCAGAUUCCCUUUACCUUACGGACUAUAUCCCAGCAUGUUGUAUCUAAUUCAAACGCAUUCUCAUUGUUGAGGUCUCGAAUAGUCGAUGUCGAUGACCAGCAUCUUCCGUCUGCGUGAUACAAGCCCGAUGGCAUGACUCUCUGAAAACGUUUUCUGGGGAUCUCUUGUACCAGACCCACGUCGUGGAGUGUUGGCUAUCUCAGCGGUCUGGGAGUGUUCGAGCCAAUUACUGCGCAAAACACCAUAUCACCUUCGGAACACGAGCUCGGCACCGUUUGUGAGCUGCGUAAGAUGCAAUUCAAGAGACUGGUCUGCAGAACCUCAACCAACCAGACAAGAUUUCCUAUUGGUAAGUGCUAAACAAACAGUCCGAAAUCAAUUAUGCGGAGGGCUCGCACGAACGCGUCAAAAUCGCGCUGCAUUUCAUUCCACAUGGUAUCCCCGUUGGAUUCGCUAGGCUCUGAGGGAACAUUGAAUGUAACCACCAAGUCUACGUGCUUGUGUUCCACACGGAACAAUGCCAUUAGGAUGCGCACAUGAUCUUGCUCCUGUUUGUUGAAUUUAGCCACCGACUGCGAGCCUGUAAGGAUGAUCGCGUGUGGUGUCUGAUCCCCGUGUCCAUUUGGAAUGCAUGAGACUGAGUUGACUGUUGUCGACGAUGCCGAAUUGUCGUGAGCAAGGGAAUCAAAGUGGAAUCUGGAAUGCCCGUUUGAGAUGAUGACUGAAGAUAUGGGUACCACGGACCUGAUUGCUGCAUCGUCCUCGGAGGAUUCCACGCGUUCUAAUAUCUCCACGAUGAUGCUGACUGCUGAGGCAGGAUAAAGAAACACCUCUUGAUUAUCAGGUAUUUGCCGUAGAUCACUAAGAAAACAUAAGGGGAAGACACAGGCCGAGGAAAUCGAAUACGAUGCAUCGACCAGCCCUGAAGGUGCCUCCGUCACGAUCGCCCCUCCGAAUAGUUGUCGCGUACUUGAAGACAUAUGAUAUUGUAGCCGGCUAGAGAAGAGUCAAGAUGGGCCAUAGUCAC